CAGGGUGAGACGAGUGAAAACUGGACCCCAGCUCCCUGCCUGGGGCGGCUCUGAGCCUAGAUGAGGGGAGUCUCGGGGCUGGAUUGGGUGCAGCCGCCAGAGUGGCGGGUGGUCCGCGUCCUCCAGGAAGGGUUGUCACACUCUGCUCCUUAGGCUGGUCCUCACUCCUCCCCACCGCGCCGCAAGGUUCGCGGCUCCUUUAAGAGGCCCGGCCCUCCCCAGGCGUGGCUCGGGCCUGCCCUCCGGCCCGCCGGCUGCCGUCGCCAUGGCCAAGGAGCUGCUGGAGGAUAAGCUGACCUGCGCCAUCUGCCUGGAGCUCUACGAGGACCCGGUGACGCUGCCCUGCGGCCACAACUUCUGCGGGGCCUGCAUCCGGGACGGGUGGAGCCGCCGCGAGAAGGCGUGCCCCGAGUGCCGGGCGCCCUUCCCGGACAGCGCCGAGCUGUGCCGCAACGUGGCGCUCACGGACGUGCUCCAAGUGGUGCGCGCCGAGCCCGGCCAGGCCCCCGGCCCCGCCGCGGCCCCACGCGCGGACUCCCGCGCCGACGGCGGCGCGCGCUGCCCCCAGCACGGGCGGCCGCUGGAGCUCUUCUGCCGCACCGAGGGCCGCUGCGUGUGCAGCGCGUGCACCGUGAGCGGGUGUCGCCUCCACGAGAGGGCGCUGCUGGAAGUUGAGCGCCAGGAGCGCGAGGCCCAGCUGAGAGCCAUGCGGGAGGUCACCCGGCAGCAGGCCACCCAGGCUGAGAGCCAGCUACAGGAGCUGCAGCAGCAGCGCAGCUACAUCCAGAGCUCGGCCUGCAGCCUGGCUUCCAGGGUCUCUAGCAAGUUCAGCUGCCUGAUUCAGGCCCUGGAGAUGCGUCGGGACUUGGUACUGAGGGACAUCAAGGUGGCGGAGACACAGGCGCUGACACAGGCCCAGGAGGAGGAACAGCGACUGCAGGGCCACCUGGAGGCCACGACUCGCUUUGACCGCAGGAUCCAGGGCCUCCUGGAGCAGCUGGAUGACCCGACCUUCCUCCAGGAAUCACAGCUCCUGCAGCCACCGGGGCCUCUGGGGCCACCGACUCCUGCCCGGUGGGACGCAGAUGAGCAGCUAGGGGGCCUGAAGGGGUGCCUGAGCCAGCUCUGCAGCCUCCUCUUGGACGAGGGCGGCCCCCGCGGGGCACCAGCUGAGGCUGCUGACCUGGUCCCCCUAGAGGCCCCGGGUGCCCUGGCAUCAGCCCCAAGCCCAGUGUGUCCGCUGAGGAGGAAACUCUGGCAGAAUUAUCGCAAUCUGACCUUCGACCCCGAGAGCGCCAACCGCCACCUGCACCUGUCCCGGCAGGCCCAGCAGGUAAAGCACUGCCGGACGCCCCGGGGCCCGGCCGAGCAGGGCAGCUUCGAGCUCUGGCAGGUCCAGUGCGCCCAGAGCUUCCGGUCGGGGCGGCACUACUGGGAGGUGCACACAUCUCAGCACUCGGUGACGGUGGGCGUCGCCUACCCGGAGCUGGCGCGGCACAAGCUGGGGCCCCACACGGACAACAUCGGCCGCGGGCCCAGCUCCUGGGGGCUCUGCGUCCAGGAGGACAGCGCCCAGGCCUGGCACGACGGGAAGGCCCGGCGCCUCCCGAGGGUGUCGGGGAAGCUGCUGGGCGUGGACUUGGACCUGGCCUCUGGCUGCCUCACCUUCUACAGCCUGGAGCCCAAGGUCCGGCGCCUGCACACCUUCCACGCCAUCUUCACCCGGCCCCUCUGCCCCAUCUUCUGGCUCCUGGAGGGUAGGACCCUGACCUUGUGCCAUAGGCCCGGGGCCAGGCCCCCUCCAGGGCUCCAGGAAGAGGCCUCUGGGCUUAGCUGAGGAAGGCACCGGAUGGAAAUCUUCGCUGCGAACAGGUGCCACUGCGCCCGUGUGCCCAAGAGCUGCCCAGCCCCUGCCCUGAGGACCCGAGACCACCGCUAUAAUGGGACCAGCUGCUGGCCAGCUGACCAACUCGGGACCAGGCUGGGGGCCACUUGUGGGUGUGGGGAGGACCCCCC
Messenger RNA from Phyllostomus discolor (pale spear-nosed bat), 2016 nucleotides. It is a transcript of the gene TRIM65, whose product is annotated as tripartite motif containing 65. Gene Ontology annotation, molecular function: protein binding; zinc ion binding. The record is from RefSeq and is a predicted model, not a curated record. Gene Ontology annotation, biological process: positive regulation of autophagy. The transcript is spliced from 6 exons. Bases 266 to 1837 code for a protein of 523 amino acids. NCBI's taxonomy places the organism in Eukaryota, Metazoa, Chordata, Mammalia, Chiroptera, Phyllostomidae.